Molecule: messenger RNA, 2080 nt
Organism: Cannabis sativa
Lineage: Eukaryota; Viridiplantae; Streptophyta; Magnoliopsida; Rosales; Cannabaceae
Product: cyclic dof factor 2
Exons: 2
Coding region: 197-1732 (511 amino acids)
Biological process (GO): regulation of DNA-templated transcription
Molecular function (GO): DNA binding; DNA-binding transcription factor activity
Source: RefSeq, a predicted model, not a curated record
AAGAGAGAUAUCUUUUUAAGGCCACAAAAGAAUUUUGUGGCUGAGAAUUGUGCCUCGAGCUGACGUGGCAACCCCCACCUGCUUAGACGGAUCAACAAAAGAGUUUUCAAACCAGACGAGGACGACGACCAAACUCAUACAUACCAACGUGUCACUCAGAUCUCUCUCUCUCUAAAAACAACGCAAAAGGGUAAAAAUGAGAGCACAAAUGUCGGAGCCUAAAGACCCGGCGAUCAAGCUCUUCGGCAAGACUAUACCGGUGGCGGAAGUUCCGGUUACUUCCGGUGGGUCUCAAGGACCUUCAGUUUCGGCUUCUGCGACUUCUAUGGACGAUAAUAUGGAUCAGGAACCUAAACCGAAUUCUUCUUCUUCUGAGGUCAUUACCAGUAAAGAUGAGGAUGAUAGAGACACAGAAAAGGCAACAACAAAUGAUGAUCCCACAGAGACUAAAGAGGAAGAUGGAAACCAACCUAUGUCUCCUGAAGAGCCAAGAAAUUCGGGUGCAACUUCUGGAAGUUCUGAGAACCCGACAACACCUGUUGAUAAGGAGAGUGUUACACCGAAAGCUUCAAAGACCGAAGAAGAGCAGAGCGAGGGAAAUAAUUCACAAGAAAAGACCUUGAAGAAACCAGACAAGAUACUUCCAUGCCCCCGGUGUAAUAGCAUGGACACCAAGUUCUGUUACUACAACAAUUACAACGUUAACCAACCCCGACACUUCUGCAAGAAAUGCCAAAGAUAUUGGACUGCUGGUGGGACGAUGAGGAAUGUUCCUGUGGGUGCUGGUCGUCGUAAGAACAAGAACUCUGCUUCUCACUACCGUCACAUAACUGUUUCUGAAGCUCUUCAAAAUGGAAGAACUGAUGUUUCAAGUGGAAUUCACUCUCCUCAUCCUUCAAUGAAAUCUAAUGGUACUGUCCUGACAUUUGGCUCUGAUGCACCCUUAUGUGAAUCAAUGGCAUCUGUUCUGAAUCUUGCUGAUAAAAACUUGAGGAACUGCACACAGAAUGGUUUUCUUAAACCCGAAGAAGUAAGGACUCCCGUACCUUUUCAAAGUGUAGAACAUGGAGAUAACAAUGUUGAUGGAUCUUCAAUUACAACAUCGAAUUCAAAGGAUGAGGCGUGUAACAAUGUUUCACAAGAACAAGUCAUACAAAAUCCUCAGGGUGUUCCUCCCCAAAUGCCAUGCUUUCCUGGGCCUCCUUGGCCGUACCCUUGGAAUGCUGCUCAGUGGAACCCUUCGGUUCCAAUGCCCGCUUUCUGUCCUCCAGGAUAUCCUAUGCCAUUUUACCCUGCACCUGCUUAUUGGGGUUGUAGUGUACCAGGGACAUGGAACAUCCCUUGGCUUCCAAUGCCAACAUCUCAAAACCCAGCCGCCCCGAGCUCUGGUCCUAACUCUCCUAACUCCCCAACAUUGGGAAAACAUUCAAGGGAUGAAAACACAGUUAAAUCAAAUUCCUCAGAAGAAGAACAACCAAAAGAAAGCAAUUCUGAGAGAUGCCUUUGGAUUCCAAAAACAUUGAGGAUCGACGAUCCAGGUGAAGCUGCUAGGAGCUCUAUAUGGGCAACAUUGGGGAUUAAGAAUGAUAAAGCCGAUUCAAUCAGCGGGGGAGGACUUUUCAAGGCUUUCCAACCAAAGAACGACGAAAAGAACCACAGAGCAGAAAACUCAGUCUUACAAGCGAAUCCAGCUGCAUUGUCAAGAUCGCUAAGCUUUCAAGAGAGGUCGUAAUUUAGUAAACUUGUGAAGCAAGAAUCAAUUCUUGUGUCUGGCCUCGGAGAAACCUUCCUCGUAAGAGUAGGCGUCGUUUACUUUUAGCUCAAGUAGUGUCACUGAUUUUUUUUUUCCCUUGCUCCGAGUGCUAGAAAAACAUAUGCAUCUUGUUCAAUGUUUGUACAUAUUUUCUUUCUUAUAUAUGUAAUAGUGAGAGUUAGAACAAGAGACUGAGUUUUUCCUACUAUAAAUCCCAUAUGCAAGUAAAUAAUGUGGGAAUUCAAAUUAAGCUUUUUUGCUACUUUGGUUAGACUUGUAUCCAACUUUUUGUUUAAUGUAGUCAAUUAUAUAUUUUGGUUUGAAAAA